Momordica charantia (bitter melon) is the source of this 1202-nucleotide messenger RNA. Its product is annotated as transcription factor JUNGBRUNNEN 1-like. The record is from RefSeq and is a predicted model, not a curated record. Gene Ontology annotation, molecular function: DNA binding. Lineage: Eukaryota; Viridiplantae; Streptophyta; Magnoliopsida; Cucurbitales; Cucurbitaceae. Gene Ontology annotation, biological process: regulation of DNA-templated transcription.
UCUCUCUUCUUCUUCUUCUCCAUUUUUAUUGUGUUGUUGAACGAUGUUCAGUGCAGAGCCUGAGCUUGACGACUAUCAGUUCCCGCUUCCAGGGUUCCGGUUCCACCCUACCGAUGAAGAGCUCGUUGGAUUUUAUCUCCGGCAAAAGGUCGAUAAGAAGGCCACCAGCACCGAGCUCAUCAAGUCCAUUGAUAUCUACAAGCAUAACCCAUGGGACCUUCCUAAUGCUGGAAAUAAUUUGGGGGACAAAGAGUGGUAUUUCUUCUGCAAAAGGGCAAGGAAAUACAAGAACAGUAUAAGACCAAAUAGAGUUACAGGUUCAGGGUUUUGGAAAGCAACUGGAAUUGACAAGGCAAUUUACUCACAAGCCAAAGCCAACCACUGCAUUGGCCUCAAAAAAACCCUUGUUUAUUACAAGGGAAAUGCUGGCAGAGGCACCAAAACUGAGUGGAUGAUGCAUGAGUUUCGCCUUCAUUCUCUCAACAACCACAAUACUUACAGCUCCUUCUUUGCCAGAAUCAGAAAUAAUGUCCAAGAAGCAGCUGAAAUCUGGACAUUGUGUAGAAUCUUCAAAAGAAGUGUUUCAUGUACAAAAUUUGCACCAAAUUGGAGGGAGAUUGCAGCAGCCAAUGGUCAUUCAAUAUUUGGAGAAAUGAACUCAAAUCCACACAGUGAUGAUCAUCAGAGUGACCAAUCUUAUGAUAGAGAAAGCACCUACAUUAGUUUCAGCUCUUCCUUCAUUAAUUUUGAUGAAAAGAAGCCUCUAGUUUCUCAUCAAUGGAAUCCAUUGAUGAUGAAUUUCAGCUCCAUCUCUGAACAAGCUCCCUCUUCUUCUACAAUUGAAUCACCACCAUCAAGCCUCUCAAAUUUUUAUGGGGAUGCAACUGAUCUGUUUGGAUACAAAGAUAGGAAGAAUCUCCAAUUAGUACUUGACCAAUUUUCUAACAUUGAUCCAUGACUAUCUCUGUUCUUAUGUAAAUAAUCUUGGGUUCGAAUCGUUUUUGCUUUUUUUGGGACAACAAUUUGGGGAUACGGGAGAUCGAACCUUCAACUUUGAGGAAAAUAGUACAUGUCAAUUAUCGUUGAGUUAUGUUCCUGUGGGUUCUUUUUACCCUUUUUUGUGAGAGUUUGGUGACAAAAAAAAAUAUGUAGCUUAGUUUUCUCUCUCAGGAUGAAAUAAAAUUAGAAGGGUGGUUGUAAUU